This is a messenger RNA of Fulvia fulva, 954 nucleotides long. RefSeq lists its product as uncharacterized. Lineage: Eukaryota; Fungi; Ascomycota; Dothideomycetes; Mycosphaerellales; Mycosphaerellaceae. The transcript is spliced from 3 exons. The coding region runs from base 1 to 954 and encodes 317 amino acids. The record is from RefSeq and is a predicted model, not a curated record.
AUGUCUAGCAAGAGUCAGAUGAAGAAAGCCUUUCUAGGCCUUCUGGCCUUCUCUGCCCUCGGCCUCGCGCGGAAUGGUCAGCAGGACGAACUGGAAACCAGUCAAUUCAAUGCCGACACUCAGCCUGCGGCCAUGAGAGGUGGUAACAGACUGGAAGCUGCUCAACGAUUCCAACCUCAACCUCAACCUCAGUUUGGCAAGAGCCGCAACGGCGGACGCAACGCGCGCCUCAACAGUGUAUACGGCUUCGGUGGCAGCAACAACAACAACCAGCAGUUCGAUCCCUCUCAGCUCGAUGACUCCGAGUUCGAGGACGACUCCCAGCCAUAUGGUAGCAGCCAGCGACUUUCCAACUCGGACCAACGCACCCGACCAAGUCGGCCUCAGUCCAUCCGCUUCCAAGGCGGAAACCGAGGCCAGAGCCAGAACCAGCAGCAAGGCAUGUGGCGAGGCCAGCCAGGUCAACCCAUCAUCUUCAACCCACCAGGCUCGCGUCAAGUCUGCCCAUUCGACGAGCAGAAGGGUCCAAACAUUCUCAUCGCUCAAGUUAGCGUUCCUGCUACACCACCAACCCAGGAGAUCGAUGCCUGGAGCUUCGGCGACAACUGGUGUUCCAACGCAAACUCUAUGUCUGACACACAGGAUAUCUGCUCGCUUCAGGACGGCCGCGAGUUCAUGCACGUUCCACUUACGGAUAAGUUUGGUGCGCUGGAUACGCAGUGCUAUGCGAACUUCAAGGUCUGGUUCAGCGGGUGCUCGUACAACGAUGACGGAAGCAUGAACUACGAUGAUGUUGUUGCCAUUAUGGAGAACACUGAUACCAAAGAUGUUGUCCUCUACGAGUGCAGACAAGACUCGGAGCACAGGGGUUGUUUGUACAAUGGACAGCUCCCAGUACCAACGCAGACCGACUUCGAGGCGUUCUUGAUCUGUGGUAUUCAGGCUGAGCCAUGA